Molecule: messenger RNA, 1877 nt
Organism: Suncus etruscus (white-toothed pygmy shrew)
Lineage: Eukaryota; Metazoa; Chordata; Mammalia; Eulipotyphla; Soricidae
Gene: MEIS3
Product: Meis homeobox 3
Exons: 13
Coding region: 285-1409 (374 amino acids)
Biological process (GO): animal organ morphogenesis; brain development; positive regulation of cell population proliferation
Molecular function (GO): RNA polymerase II cis-regulatory region sequence-specific DNA binding; DNA-binding transcription activator activity, RNA polymerase II-specific
Source: RefSeq, a predicted model, not a curated record
CCGAGCCGGCCGGGGAGCGCGCAGAGGCAGUGGCCGGGCCCCGCGCGCCCCGCGCACCCCGGGAAUCGCGGGCCCGGGCCGGGGGGCUCCGCCUCGGGCGCCUCUCCCCGCCUGCGCUCGAGCCCCUGCAGGCAUGCGCCCCUCGCCGUGACCCCCGCGUGGGGAGAGCCCGGGGGUCCAUGCUCCGACACCCCCGGCUGCCCCGGGCCUGCCGCUGACGGCGCUGGGGUGGGGGACCAGGACCCCGGCCUCCUGCCCCCGGACGGACCCCGGAGCUGCAGCCCAUGGCCCGGAGGUACGAUGAGCUGCCCCAGUACUCAGGCAUUGUGGAUGGCACCCCAACCGUGGCCAGCUUCUCAGAGGUACCUGGGGGCCCCGGGCCUUAUGGCCCCCGCCGGCCACCCCCACACCCCAGCUUGGAUAGCGACGGCCUGAAGAGGGAGAAGGAUGAAAUUUAUGGACACCCCCUCUUCCCACUGCUGGCCCUAGUCUUCGAGAAGUGUGAACUGGCCACGUGCUCCCCCCGGGAUGGGGCCAGCGCUGGGCUGGGCGCACCACUGGGCAGCGAUGUCUGUUCCUCGGAUUCCUUCAAUGAGGACAUUGCCGCCUUUGCCAAGCAGGUCCGCUCCGAGAGACCCCUCUUCUCCUCCAACCCAGAGCUGGACAAUCUGAUGAUCCAGGCCAUUCAGGUGCUCAGGUUUCACCUCCUGGAGCUGGAGAAGGUCCACGACCUGUGCGACAACUUCUGUCACCGCUACAUCACCUGCCUCAAGGGAAAGAUGCCCAUCGACCUGGUCAUCGAGGACAGGGAUGGCGGCGCCUACAGGGACGACCUGGAUGACUACCCUGUGGCCUGCCCCGGCCUCCCCGAGCAGAAUAACACGUGGAUCAGAGACCAUGAGGACAGCGGAUCUGCAAAUUUGGGGACCCCCGGUCCCUCCAGUGGGGGCCUGGCUUCUCAAAGUGGGGAUAACAGCAGUGACCAAGGAGAUGGGCUGGAUGCCAGUGUGGCCUCCCCCAGCUCUGGAGGAGAAGAUGAGGAUCCAGACCAGGAGCGGCGGCGGAACAAGAAGAGGGGGAUCUUCCCGAAGGUGGCCACCAACAUCAUGAGGGCCUGGUUGUUUCAGCAUCUGUCGCACCCGUACCCGUCGGAGGAGCAGAAGAAGCAGCUGGCACAGGACACGGGACUCACCAUUCUGCAAGUGAACAACUGGUUCAUCAAUGCCCGGAGACGCAUCGUGCAGCCCAUGAUUGAUCAGUCCAACCGCACAGGGCAGAGUGCCAGCUUCAGCCCUGAGAGCCAGCCCAUGGGAGGCUACACUGAUACUCAGCCGCCACAUGUGUCCAUCAGGCCGCCUGGAUCCAUGGGCAUGAGUCUGAACGUGGAAGGGGAGUGGCACUACCUGUAGGGGCUGGAUUCAGGACAUGUACCCCAGCCAUGGACUCUGACCACCAGGCCCCACGUGGAUUGUGUCCCCAACCUUCCCUCUGGCAUCCGGGCCCUGCCUCUGAAGGUCCCCGAUACUCAGAACCUACCUCCCUGGGGUCUUGCCUGGAUGGGGGGGGGGUGCUGAGCGCCCUCUGGAGGGUGCUCAAGGACAAAGACCAGGCCUCCAGGUCCUGCACCCCAAUUCUGCCCUCACUCCUGAACGUGCCAGGAAAGACCCUGGGCCCUGGGUCUCCAGGAAGUUGGUGGCUGGGACGCUGCUUCCAGGACAGAGACAGGGUCGGGGGUGGGCUGGUGCCACCAAGCAAGGAGGGUCCUGGCACUUGGGCGACGGUCCCUUGGUCCUGCUGGCCCACCCCCUGUGCUCUCCCUACCUCCUGUCUUUGAUGGCUUUGAGCUUUUUUGUAAGGAUAAAGUCUUAGGAAGAAAA